GGGGCGGGCGGAGGGCGCGGGCGGACAUGGCGCUGCAGUUCGGCGGGGCGGGCGCGGCGGGCGCGGCGGAGGAGCCGGCGCUGGUUGGGGGCAGCUUCGGGGCCGCCGACUCGUUUCCCAAGGACUUCGGCUACGGGGAGGAGGAGGAGGAGGCGGAGCUGGAGGGAGGCCCGGGGCCCGGCGGGCCCGGCGGCGGCGCGGGCGGGCCUGGCGGCGGCGCGGGCGGGGCGGACACCAAGCCGCGGAUCCUGCUGAUGGGGCUGCGGCGCAGCGGGAAGUCCUCCAUCCAGAAGGUGGUGUUUCACAAAAUGUCUCCCAAUGAGACUCUGUUUUUGGAAAGUACCAACAAGAUCUACAAAGAUGAUAUUUCCAACAGUUCAUUUGUGAAUUUCCAAAUAUGGGAUUUUCCUGGUCAGAUGGAUUUUUUUGAUCCAACAUUUGAUUAUGAGAUGAUCUUCAGAGGAACAGGUGCUCUAAUAUACGUUAUUGAUGCCCAGGAUGACUACAUGGAAGCUUUAACAAGACUCCACAUUACAGUUUCAAAAGCCUACAAGGUCAACCCGGAAAUGAACUUUGAAGUUUUUAUUCAUAAAGUUGAUGGUUUAUCGGAUGACCAUAAAAUAGAAACUCAGAGGGAUAUUCAUCAGAGGGCUAAUGAUGACCUUACAGAUGCUGGGCUCGAAAAACUUCACCUUAGCUUUUAUUUGACCAGUAUCUAUGACCAUUCAAUAUUUGAAGCCUUCAGUAAAGUGGUACAGAAGCUCAUUCCACAGCUGCCAACGCUGGAAAAUCUGCUAAAUAUCUUUAUAUCAAAUUCAGGCAUCGAAAAAGCUUUUCUCUUCGAUGUAGUCAGCAAAAUCUACAUUGCAACAGACAGUUCCCCUGUGGACAUGCAGUCAUAUGAGUUGUGCUGUGACAUGAUUGAUGUAGUGAUAGAUGUUUCCUGUAUAUAUGGGUUAAAGGAAGAUGGCACUGGAAGUGCUUAUGAUAAAGAGUCAAUGGCAAUUAUCAAGCUCAAUAACACAACCGUCCUGUACUUAAAGGAAGUAACAAAGUUUUUGGCAUUAGUUUGCAUUCUUAGAGAAGAGAGUUUUGAGCGCAAAGGUCUGAUAGACUACAAUUUUCAUUGCUUCCGCAAAGCCAUUCAUGAAGUCUUUGAAGUAGGUGUUGCCUCCCACAGAAUCUGCAACCAUCAAUCAAGCGCCUCCAGUAUGAAAGCAGUGACUCACAAUGGCACACCUAGGAACGCAGUCUAGAGGAGAGCUAAAGACCUUGGGUAGACUCGUCAGCUCUUCACUCCAAAGCUUUGUGGAACAAGAGAAAAGUAGUCUGAAAGCCUGAAGUAUGUUUCACAGGAGAAGAGUGGUGCUAACUGUCGAACAGCAGCUUGUAACUCUUGUUGGACAACUGAAACUACUGUAAAAAUACAUUAAGGCCAGUGGAGUUAGAAAUGCUGGUUUGAAACCAGCAUUAUUGCAAGUGCAGUGGUUUUUCAGUUUGGAGUCCUGUAUCAUCAGCCUGUCUCUGACUGAUGGCCCGGUCAAAACUUACAAAUUACUGAGUUUUGCGUGAAAUGCUGAAUAGUCACUUUGCUUAACUCUUUUUUUAUUAAUCUGUAGAAUAUCCACUUUUGCUUACAUUUACCCUUCUGUCAUGGAAAAAAAAAAAGUGGUGGUGUUAUUUAGGCUUGUGAAACUCAGGCUUCUUGUUUGGUGAGGCUGGUCUCACAGAUCAUUCCAUAAAGUAGUUCUUGCUCAGAGUAUUCUCAUGAAUUCUGUAUGUGAUAAGUGGAUGCAAGGUAGAGCUCUGUUCUAGUGAUUCUCUGUUUGUUGGGAGAGCUGACCUGGAGCUUCAUUUUAAGAGAUGGUAAUACUUUGCUUUCAGACCACGCUUCUUGGUUUGCCCUCUUUGAUGGAGGGAAGUAUUCAAACAAAGACUACCUGCUCUCUUCUGCAAAAACAUAGAUGUAAUAAAUCUGUGUGAUUUAUUCUAUUCACCAAACAACUGCAUAGCUAACUAAAUUGAAAUGUCUGAAAUGCCAUCUGUUGGAAUAAAUCAGGACAAUUUCUAGGAAAAUGUUUGAGGGUGUUAUCCUUGCAUGGCAAUUAAAUAUCAGUGUGCCACAACCUAAUAAUAAUACUGGACAUUGAAAGCGCAUUGAUUUUGUACUGUGGCAAACACCUUGUUUGUUGCCAUGCAAUCUGAAUAGAAUAGUGGUUUUUUCUGAUUUUGUGAAUGCUGGCUUUCAUACUAUGGGAGGUGUAUCUGAGCUGUUUUAAUCUAACUUAUUGGUAUUAUUACUGCAGAUGUCACAGUGUACAUCCACUUCCUAUGCAGCAAACUCAGUGACUGGCCUGUAAAGAUCUUGCCUCUUUGUACCCUGUCCCUGUGUGUGUACAGGUGUUGCCACUGGACCAACUGCCUAUACAUGUGCUACUAUCAAGGUUUCUGCAAAAGAUCUGUAACCGUAAGAGAUCUCUGCAACUGAUGUAUUUAUGUGGUCAGAAAUAACCAUGGGAUUGCUUCUGUGCUUAUAGAAUGGAUUAUCAUUGAACUAUGUAAAAAUGAAUAUACUUGCAUUAAUGUUAGGGUGUAUGGACAUGCUGUGUAAAUGUUUCUCCUUUGUUUCAAAGAUGUUAUAUGAUACUAAAUACAUAAAGGAUCUGCUCCAAAAGCACAGUCAGCAGGAGUCUUGGGAAUUUAAGUGCUCUAGUUCAGUUCUCUUAAUAGCAGUUGUAGUUCUGAACCUAAGCUGAGACCCCCUUGGUAAUGGAACUGCAGGGUUUAUUUUUUUUUUAAGGAAGUGUUGCAGGCUUGUAAGAUUGGGGUUUGUAGCUUGCCAGCUCUAGCACAGUGUUCUGGUACUCAAGGUGAGAGAAGUAACUGGUAAGAUCUGAGGAAGGAAGAAAUCAUUUGCAUCUGUGCAGUGAGUUUUCCAUGUUCUAAGUACAUGUGUAUGUUUCUCUUUGUCCUCACUCUCUACGUGAUUUUGUGCUAAUAAAAUGAAAAAAGGUUGAA
Molecule: messenger RNA, 3018 nt
Organism: Apus apus (common swift)
Lineage: Eukaryota; Metazoa; Chordata; Aves; Apodiformes; Apodidae
Gene: RRAGC
Product: Ras related GTP binding C
Exons: 7
Coding region: 27-1256 (409 amino acids)
Biological process (GO): cellular response to amino acid stimulus; positive regulation of TOR signaling; cellular response to starvation
Cellular component (GO): Gtr1-Gtr2 GTPase complex; nucleus; lysosome
Molecular function (GO): GTPase activity; GTP binding
Source: RefSeq, a predicted model, not a curated record